Parasteatoda tepidariorum (common house spider) is the source of this 589-nucleotide messenger RNA. The record is from RefSeq and is a predicted model, not a curated record. Lineage: Eukaryota; Metazoa; Arthropoda; Arachnida; Araneae; Theridiidae.
AUUAAUAUUUCUAUAAAAUCAGAAACUUUCAUUCUUCUAAAUUCACCUGUGUGCCCCACUUAGUCCGGCCUCAGUUGUUCUCUUAUUAUUGCUUAAAAUAAUGAAAUUUGCAAUUGAUAUAAAUGUUGCCUGUAUAUUUUUUAAAGGUCCAAUAAGUUUAGCUCUGUAUAUGUCAGAUUCUGAAGUGCAGCAAUUUCUCAGCUAUACUCUCAGUUCAGAAAUCCUCAGCAGUCGGAAGAAUCUCGGCUAUCACAUCGUAUACAGGGAUGGACCAUUCUACCCGGUCAACUUACUACGGAAUGUGGCUCUGCAACAGGUCACAACCCCUUUUGUCUUUCUGACUGACAUAGAUUUCCUGCCCAUGUAUGGACUCUAUGAGUACCUCAAGAAGUCGGUGGCUUCCAUGGGAUUAGAAUCAUCUACAAAAGUAUGCACUUAAUGGUUUUUUCUAUCUUGAUUUUCAAUCACGUAGCUCAAACAGAGAAUGAACCUGGGGAAGAAGUCUCAUCUUCCAUAGGCACAAUUUGCCCAAGGUUGGGCGUGGUCCUUGUGUAUAAAGGAAAAAACGUUUAGGGGCAUAACAGCAGAG